Messenger RNA from Colletotrichum destructivum, 2671 nucleotides. RefSeq names its product Putative 2EXR domain-containing protein. The transcript has a single exon. The record is from RefSeq and is a predicted model, not a curated record. Bases 1445 to 2431 code for a protein of 328 amino acids. Lineage: Eukaryota; Fungi; Ascomycota; Sordariomycetes; Glomerellales; Glomerellaceae.
AACCCCGUACAGGCCGAGCCACUCGGGGUCUCUCUCCCUGUGAGUCUCUUCUUCUCCUCCUCCUCCUCCUCCCUUCUCUUUCGGCCUCCCUCGCGACAAGCUCCCUUUCGCACCGCCCGCCCCUCUUUCGAUGCCACCGCCAUUUCCCCGACCUGAACCCCCCCCCCCCCGGCCAACGUCUUGGUACCUUAGCCCUCUGCCAGCUGGUCCGGCGCGGCUACUUACCUUGCAGUCUUGCAAUAAGCGUCGCAAUCCAGCGCCAUGCUAUGCCGUUGGGAUGACGGGUCGAAUGACGGCACAUUGAUAGUGGAGGUGGUUCCAAUCGCAGGCCACCCCAUCAGUCAUUACCAGCUUAUGGGAUCACAAACUGCCACCGGCUUACCAGGCGCCCCUCUUCUUGACUUCCCAAACUGAGCAUCGCGCCACGUCUGCCGCCGGGUCUCAUGCGCGAUAUUAGUGGGUCCGUCUGUCGCUUGCGCUUCCAACUCUAGCAUGCAUGCCUCGCCAGACGCCGGGAGCCCCGUCCACAUAUCGCCACAGCACCUUUUGAGAGUCGUCCGGAUGUCGACAUGCAUCGCCCGCUCUGACACCGGCACGUCAUCAACUGCCGGCACGAUGACCAGAUGUGGUGGCAGCUACGGCGGCCAAUAGUCCCAUUGUUGUAGCGUACCGGCCGUGGUCAGCCACGGCAGCCCACGUUGCUUUUGCACACCAACGGCACCGCAGGGACGGUAGAUGAUCUUGCCUAGCCUUGGUCUAGCCAGAGACUUACUGACAGCCAUCAUAUGAGCGGGCUAGCCCCAGUUUCACCAGUGUGAUAGAGAAGCCUCUAAGCAGCUCACAAAAACCAGCUUACAUCCCAUCCCGUCCAACCCCCCUCGUUCCAGGCAGUAGGAGCUUGUUCGGAUCUGUUUUCCUUGCGUUUCACCUUCUUCCUUGACCUUGCGAAAGAAGCUUCUGUCUUCAGCCGACAAUUCGAAAAAAAAGUGUUGCUCGCUUCGUGCUGCCGAGCUGGCCCCUCCGAUUGGCAGUUGUCCCAUCCACAGACUACUUACACUCGUCAACCUGCUGAGCUGGUAGCCCUCGCCCACCCAUCCCGGCGCGAACCUCGAAACGACAACCCGUACCCUUCAUCUAUGCGAGAUCUCUCGGGCCGCUAGUCGAAACGUUAAACGAGUGGGUAUCGCGGUCCUAUAUUUCAACGCCAGCCUUCUCCCCGUCGGGGAACGUUCAUCUCUUCCCUUGUUGUCUGCCCGUUUUCGCGGCAGCUGUCCGAGUGGUCGGACCCGUCGAUCAUUAGAGUUCCCCCCCGACCGCCCCAGAGGAUCAUCUCUUUCCUCCCCCGCCUUAAAGAAGAUCACCCGUCACGUUUCCGACCGCAUCUUCUGUCCUUGAAGAUAUCUUCUGCGAUGCAAGCGGGCCUCGGCGUCGCACAGAGAUCAGUAUGCCUCCGAACUUGUUCACGCAUUCCCCGAUGGGUGUUUCGAGACCUGCCACCACCACAGGCGCAGCCUUCCCCGUCAUGAAGCUGCCAGUGGAGAUACGGCUGAUGAUAUGGGAGUACGCCCUGCCGGAUGCUCGCGUGUACGAAGCCAUGGACUCGCCGAAUGCAAGCCAGAAGACGCCUGCGGCGGCCGGGCUCAUGUUCGCCAAUGUUCGAGACGAACCACCACCUGCCCUAGGCGCAGUGUGUCAUGAGACGAGGGUAUUCGUGCUACAGCGCUACAGGCCUCUCACUUUGUCAGCCACUACCAAAUACGUCGAUCUGUCGCGCGACAUCCUGUUGCUUGAGCCGUACCUGCUGGUGAAGCGUCUGCUCCGGACACUGCAGUUCUUUAGUCAGAUUUCCCUCGUGCGCGACAACCUCAGCCGACUUGCGUUCGGGACGUCGUACGGUUUAUACACCGGCAUCUGCCAUCCCGUCUUGAGCUGGAAAGUCUCCAAAUCCAACAUGACGACGCUGCUCGCUCGCCUGGCCAAGUUCCCAAGGUUGAGAAAGCUCCUCUUCGUCGUGCACCAAGAGUUCCAGUUCGACUUUGACGUCCGACCGCCCUACGCCACACAUCAGAUGAGCCAUCCGGAGGAGUCACGGCCACAGCUGGUGCACCAGGGAUACCGCUUCAAGUUUGAUAUUGAGUCGCAGCUCAACUAUACCCAGCCCCGCCACCCGCACUCCAACGAGUUCCUGUACUACCCGCUGGACAUCGAUGAGGACAAUGACGAGUGCUUCGACAGGGACGAUUUGGAGGGCGAGGGCGACCCCUAUGAGUCGUGGCCCACAAACGACGACUGGAGACGCUUCAGGAGGAGGUUCCAAAGGUCUAUUCACCUGGUGGGGAAAGCGUCGCCGGGGAUUUCGCGGCCCAAUGUCAUGCCGACGUUGGAGGCGGCGAGUUUGCUCUGGAGGUAUAGCAAGGCGCAGCGGUAUUGAAGGCCUCACUCUUUGGCGGCUAUGGAUUUACGGUGUUUUUGUUGCUCUCCUUUCUAGCAUUGCAUUAUACCCUUUCUUGAUGUCAAUUUUGGUAUCUGCCUUGGCAAUAAGACGGCGGUUUCUACAUUUCCAUGGAUUUUCACCACUAGCCCAUCGCCGUGCGGUACACAAAGAAACACGGUCGAGCCCCGGAGGCUGUAAGAGAGCAAUGGCACAGUGAUAUGUACAGGAAACCAAGCU